AUGAAAAGCAGAUGUGUGCUGCGGGUCGCUUUCGUCUUGUCAUCGCUAGUUUUAUCAAAAACACAAAAUGUGAUCGGACCAGAACUCUCCUGUCUAACAUCGAGUCUUGCAGACGGAAAAACGCGCGUCACGUUCCUGCGCCAGGACGCAGCCGGUGCGCGCUACUUGUACCUCAGCCUGUGGUCCGAAGAUCUGCGACUCUUAACAUGCGAAGUAAACUCCAAUCCUUUCGUCACGGAAAGAUAUCGCACUCUUUGUGAUAGAAACGCCAGCCGGACUGAAGAAAUCAGCCAGACGUUUAAUAUGAGUGUGCUGUUGGCUCCGAAUGCACCCUGCGCGUUCGUCUCCUCCAGUGCGCAAAAGUUUACCAAGCGCACAAGAAGCGAUGGGACUGAGAGGAAAACUCGGAGGAAACGCGCAUGGAUACUGCCUGGCACGUUGUGGUGUGGCAGUGGAAGCAAAGCGGGUAAAUUCGAGCAAUUAGGGAUGUUCGAGAGCGCCGAUAGAUGCUGCCGUGAGCACGACCACUGCCUGCAUAUCAUCCCAGCUUUCACAGUGAAUUACGGAGUCUUCAACCCCAACUUAUACACCGUCUCACACUGUGAGUGUGACCAAAGAUUUCGACAGUGCCUCAUGAGUGUGAAUGACAGCAUUUCCAGCAUGGUGGGCUACAGCUUCUUCAACAUCCUGCAGGUUCCCUGCUUUGAGCUCAAACAGCAGAAGCGCUGCACUGAGAUGUACUGGUGGGGAAUGUGCAAAGCAGCCAAAGUGGCUCCAUAUGCAAUCUUCCAAAGCCCCCUCCCUUACAACACCUCUAAUGUUGCACACAAACACACAGACAGCAACAAGUUAACAAGUAUCGAGGGGCAGCAAUCAACUGAAAGCCCCAUGAUCACCCCUCACAGAAAGUCACCCAAAGCUGAACGGAGAUGUGGCUUCAGAGAGCCGCCCCGAGGAGACACUUUCUACCGCAAAAGGACAAAGGGAAGAGGAUGUAAAAGACACCGGAAACUGCACGGAGUUGCUCCCUCCCGAGUGCACCCACUACCAGGGGCAAACACCACGACUUUGUCAAUUAAAACGGGUCUUUUAAAUGCUUCAAAUAAGAAAAGAGCUGGAAAAAAUAAGAGCAUCAAAAAGGGUCUGUUAGAUUACAUUUCACCACAUGUCACCACAACAUCUCAGCUGAUAACAUCUACAAGUGCCCUGCCUUUAACACAGAGACCAAAGCGUCAGCAUCUCCCAGCAGCCGCCAUCACAACAGCGAUCACCAAAAAUCACAAAAAGUUUCCAAAGCGAAGACGCUGUUGUGAAUCCGAGAUGCCUGUGAGGGGUGACACUUUUCACCCACGUUGUAAAAACUGUCUGAAACAAGCAACAACAUCUCACAUGACAACGGUUACCCCGACUAAAGCAGCUACAAAUGGAUUACCAUUUAAAGGGAUGACACAUGAGACCCCCAAAAAGACAAGAGCAACACCCAAACCGGACACUUUGGUAACUCUCUGGAAUGCAGCUACUUUUACGACGCCCACAACCACAAAACUAAAGACAAUAGCUUCUUUUCAUAAAGAUGGAAAGCCAAAAAGACAGGUGGACUCCUAUGUGCUACAGAAUAAUACAACCCCGGAGCCUGUGGAUGUUGCCGUGGCCCGAAGCACCCCUGCAGAGAGAAGCCUAAGACAGAAUAAUAACAUGACAGACACUCAGCUCCUUUGUGGAAGCCUCAAACAUUUGGAUGAGUGUAAAUUCAAAAUCCCUCCUCUGGAGAAGAAAUACGAUCUGCAGAACAUGGAAUCAAAGACGGCCUACCACUGUGACUGCACCAGCCGCUUGGCUGUUCAGAUUGAAGGCCUCAAGCAGCCCAGCAUUCUCCCCUCUCUCCUGGUGGAUUUCAUCUCUCAGCAGUGCUUUACGCUGCCAAAGGAGAAAAAGUGCCACCGUAAAAAAAGCUGCUCAAGAGGCUUCACUAAAGCCUCUGACCUACAUCAAGCACUUAAGAAGAUAGAGGAAAAAGACACUGCCGGGGUGCGAAUUUCAGGCUACGACAGAAAAAGAGGGAUUCCUGUUCGCCUUUAUAAGCGAUGCCUGAGGCUAGAAAGGCGAGCUGAUAUUAUGGCACAGCUCAGAUGAUUGUAGACUAAGCUGCUAUGUGCAGCAACAAUGAAUUUUAUAAGCUUUACAUUUCAUGCAGCUUUUCCUGUUUCUCUCUGAUGUUGUAAAAUGGCAGUUUGCUCAUGGACCAAAACCCUUGAAUACUGUAAUACAUUUGUAAAUAUGGUCCUAUAUGAAUCAUAACUGUAGGUUAUAAAGA
This is a messenger RNA of Stegastes partitus (bicolor damselfish), 2314 nucleotides long. Its product is annotated as group 3 secretory phospholipase A2-like. The transcript has 7 exons. Bases 1 to 2133 code for a protein of 710 amino acids. The record is from RefSeq and is a predicted model, not a curated record. Gene Ontology annotation, molecular function: A2-type glycerophospholipase activity. Gene Ontology annotation, biological process: arachidonate secretion; phospholipid metabolic process. Lineage: Eukaryota; Metazoa; Chordata; Actinopteri; Pomacentridae.